Messenger RNA from Anopheles stephensi (Asian malaria mosquito), 2959 nucleotides. RefSeq lists its product as uncharacterized. The transcript has 4 exons. Bases 87 to 2897 code for a protein of 936 amino acids. The record is from RefSeq and is a predicted model, not a curated record. Lineage: Eukaryota; Metazoa; Arthropoda; Insecta; Diptera; Culicidae.
ACACCCAACCGUAUGAUCGUCCAGAACAGUGUGUUUCGGUGCGGUGAGCAAAGCGUAGUAGGUCCCGUAGUGUACAUCUCAUCACCAUGGUGUCUCGUUACUUACGCCCAAUGCCUACCUGGAUGGUAGUUUUGUUGGUGCUAACGAAGCAAGGAUAUGGUUGGAAUCUUCCCAGCACGUACUACCAAGGACCGGGCAAUGGAUACGUUGGAGGGCGUAGCAAUCAGGCUCUAGCCGGUGCCAGCGCUGGUUCGUGGAAUUCGGGUGGUAGUGCAGGUGGUGCCGGUGGAUUCCCGUUUCAAGGACAAUUAGGUGGAGACGAUUAUGUGCAAGGAAUUUCCGGUGGGCUUGAUCGACCUGGAGGCUUUGGAGCUAACCAGUGGGCAGGUGGUGAUGGUAGAGGAGGAGCAGUAGGAGGGGGAGCUGUAGGAGGAGGAGCAGGAGUAUCAACUGUCAGUAGUAGUGCUGGAGCAGAUGGAACAGGUUUUCAACAGGGAGGAGGAAUUAGUGCCGGAGGUCCCUUAGCUACAGGCACUGACGGUGGCGUUGGAUACGGCAAUCAAGGAGGUUUGGGAAACUUUGGUGGUUCGAAUGUUGGUCAAUUUAAUCCUAACCAAGGUCCGGGAUCCGGCCCAGACACUGGUGCUUUUGCAGGUUCUUUCGGAGGAUCGGGAGCUGGGUUUGGAGCAGAUGGACACUAUCAUGGUAAUCGGCCCGCUUCCGGAACGUACGGACAUCCUUCAGUAAACAGCGCACCAUCCGUUCAACCGUGGCGCUACGGAGCUCCAGCCAGUUACGGAGGAGCAAGAUGGCCCUGGCAUGGUGGUGGUUACGUUUAUCGAGUUCCAGUUGCACACAUUAAUCCGGACGGAAGUUACAGCUUUUCCCACUACACACCCCACUCUUCUCGUGAAGAAACGGGCCACAGCAAUGGAAAUGUUGAGGGAACGUACGGUUUCCAGAACGAUGGAGCAAAGCACAAUUUCUCCUUCAACGCUACACCGGAUGUAGAUUUGCGGACAGGCUUCGGUAACACCCGAGCCGGUGCUCUCAAUCCGGAAGAGUAUGGACCACAGUCGGUUCAUUCGCGUGGCCGACUACCACUUCCGGCCACUUUCCGACCUGGAGCAGAUGACCGAACGGAAACUCAGCUUCCAAACGGUUGGUCCAGUCACAGUGGUGUCGAUGGUGGAACAGUAGCUGAUGGUGAGAAUGGAAGCGAUCAAAGUACGCUGUCCGUUGUUGGGCUGCCGAAAGUAACUACGGAAGCAACCGACCUCUCACAGCCUACUGGACGCAAUCAAAUAGUGCGAGGAUCAACGGAACCUCCGGUCGGUGCAAACGAUCUCGAUGGACGUUUAUCUCAACCGAAUGAUGCCGGUUUGACGGGCGUACCGAGAGUGACUCCCGACGGAACAACCGUUCGUCCUGUGGAUGGUACAGUGGAGCAGGUGGUAACGCGUCCUGAGAAUGAAUUACCCUCGUACAGUAACGAGAUCGGACAAAAUGGAGACACUCGAGGGGUUGGUGCUGUUCCAGUUGAUCGAUCGUACCGCUUUGGUUAUCAAACACCGGACGCAGCACGUGAGGAAGCUGCUGAUCAGGCAGGUAACGUCCGGGGGUCGUUUUCGUACAACAAUGAAGCGGGUCGUAAUGAUCUACAGUAUGUAGCCGGUGCUGGAAUGGGCUUUCGUCCAACCGGUGGAAGUUUAGCCGUACCGAAUGGUUUAGCAGGGACUGGCCCGGCAGCUCCUGGUGGUGGUCCUGUUGCAGGCGAUAGACGCUAUCAGUUCGGGUAUCGUACCGUGGGAUCUGAACGUGGCACUGGGUUUCCAACGACGGAAGGAAGUCUUUCGGUACCGAAUGGACAAAGGGAUGGUGUGAAUACUGGUGCUGGAGGUGUGUUUGGAGCGGCUGGCAGUGGUUUAGGCGAUGAUGGAGGUGUUGAAAGUCAAGGUGCACAAGCUGGUGGAGCAGUCGGAGGGGCUAGUUUCGAUGGUGACGGAACACAAACUGGGGCUGGAGUAGGUGGAAACUUUGGAGCAGCUAAUGCAGGAUUUGGAAGCGAUGGAAGAUCAAGAGGGUUUGGAAACCAAGGAGGACAAAGUGGUACUGGAGUGGGAGGUUCAUUCGGAGGUGCAGGGUUUGGAGCUGAUGGACGCCCGUUGGCUUCCGGUAAUCAGGGUACACAAUUCGCCGCUGGAACAGGUGGAGCUGGAAGCAAUUACGGUACAGGAUUUGGAGCUGAUGGACGCCCGUUGACUUCCGGCAAUUCAGGCGCGCAGUAUGGCGCUGGAGCAGGAAAUGUCUUUGAAGCCGGAGGCACAUUCGGUACAGGCUUUGGAAGUGAUGGACGCUCUCUGACUACCGGUAAUCAAGGAGGGCAGUUCGGAGCUGGAGCAGGUGGACCUGCAGGUACCUUCGGUACAGGUUUCGGCGGAGAUGGACGCUCAUUUGCUGGUGGCAAUCAAGGGGCACAAAAUGCAGCUGGAGCAGGAAAUGGCUUCGGAGGAACGGGAGAAUCUUUCGGCACCGGUUUUGGCAACCAAGGAGGACAGUUCGGAGCCGGAGCAAGAGGAACCUUUGGAGGAUCUGAUGGAAGAUCGUUCGGUUUUGGCAAUCAAGCGGGACCAGGAUUCGGUAGAGCAACAACUGCUGGUUUUACUGGAAGUCAAGGCACUACACGUAAUCCCGUCACUAGAAGCCCAUCGGUAACUGCUUUCAACGGUUCCACCGGUACUGUUUCAUCAGCUUCUAGAGAGGACGGAACCGAUGAACCGAACACUACCAUAAACGCAGACGAUUCGGAGCAAACAACAACGUUCGGCGGUUAUGGUGAUGUGCAAUCAGCUGGUGCCGGAUUAUACACCAACGGAAACCGUCGUUUAGUUCAGUGACGAGUACAAAACUGUAUUUAACGAAUAUUACAAAAUAAAACAUAUCGCUACCUUUUCUCAUA